CUUGCGGAGUGUUAUUUGGCCUCGGGGACCCGGCUUAGGCACAAGAUGGCCGCCGCGCGCCCGGAGCCCCAGAUUCCGAGCUCGCCGACGCGGGAGUCGCGAUCCCCAGAACCGCCGGACGUGGUCCUGGUGCCUGAUGAUGGCCACUCUGCCAUACCCCCAAGUGAUCUCAUUGAGAUCCAGGUAGUGAAAGUCACCGACACCACGUUGGUCCCUGAGCCCCCCGAGCCAGGAUCUUUUCACUGUGCCCUGUGUCCAGCUGCCUUCCGCCUGGUCUCGGACCUGCUGUUUCACGAACAUGGCCACCUGGCAGGCGUGGAGGGGGUUGGGCAAGGUGGAGACUCAAGCCGAUGUCAUGUGUGUGGCCACAGCUGCCCAGGUCCUGCCAGCCUGCGAGCGCACUACAGCUUACACACUGGAGAGCGGCCUUACCGCUGCCCGAUCUGCCCACGCGCCUUUAAGGCCUUGGCACCUCUGCUCAGGCACCAGCACCGACAUGGGGUGGAGCAGCCGGGCACCUCUCGAAGGCUUCCGCUUACAGCAUCUGCCCCAGCGCCAAGCCCAGGGGUGCCCCAGGAGAGGUCAGAAGUGUUGGCUGCGGGGGCCGCGGUGGGCAAGCCGUUUGCCUGCAGGUUUUGUGCCAAGCCCUUCCGCCGCUCCUCAGACAUGCGAGACCACGAGCGCGUGCACACAGGGGAGCGGCCUUACCACUGCGGCAUCUGUGGCAAGGGUUUCACACAGUCCUCGGUGCUGAGCGGCCAUGCCCGCAUCCACACCGGUGAGCGCCCCUUCCGCUGCACCCUUUGCGAUCGGACGUUCAACAACUCCUCCAACUUCCGAAAGCACCAGCGCACCCACUUCCAUGGGCCGGGGCCUGGGGUGGGCGACUCUGGAGGCCAACUGGGAUCAUCAUCGGUGGCCAAGGGGUCAGGGAGUGGGUGUGGGACAGAGAACACUCUGGAAGAAGGGCAUGAAGAGACUGCGAAGGUGAAGCUUAACCAGUAGGCUGGGAGAGCAGAGCCUUGGAAGUUAACUCGAAGUAGGAAGCAUAGUGUCAGGAAGUGGUGGGCGGGCAAAAAGAGGCAGAGAUAAAGAAUUGAAGUUGGAGAGCAGAGGGAGGCAACUGGGUUCUGGACUCCCAGAGUUCCAAGCUACACAUAUGUGAGGCUCAGGAAAGGGGCACCUGCAGUUUGGUGGUACCAAGCUAAAUGUGAGAAUACAGACUGCUGGGCAUGGUGCCCCUGUAAUCUCAGUGCUCUGGAGGCUGAGGCAGAAGGAUGGUGAGGUCCAGACCAUGCACAGCAAGACCCUAUAUCCCAUCAUCUGGUCCAGUCCUUCAUCUGUACAGCCCUAGAUUACCCAGGGGGCUCCUUAAAGUGGACCAGGAUGGAAUCUUUUGCCUACAUCAACUGGAUCACACUGUAUCCAGGAUGCCUGCCUAUCCCCAGGAAGAUGCCCACCAGGCCAUAAAGAAAUGGCUGAGAUGCCUUCACCGCAAAGCCAGACAGUACCCAAACCAUACUUGGGAGUCCUCAAAUCUCUAGGAUAUGAGCCUGGUAACAGAGAUUAUUAACUCUAAGCUCUGCUCCUCCCACCCCAAGGUGGUCCUUCCUUAACCCAGCAAACCAACACAUCCCCUUCCUAAAGCUUUAGGCCCAGUGCCUGUAGUCUCCUUUGUCUACAAUGCAGCCUGUUCCUGUUUUCCCACACUCUAAAGUGGACAACUUCCUGUCUAGUUCCAGGCAGUUCUGAGGAGCACUUGGCUAAUGCCAACACAGUGGGCUGGCACAGGGUGUGGAUAAGAGGAGUCACUGUGGUGAGGGUAGGACUUGGGAGAUGGAGGGGAGGGAAACCUCCAGUCUAUUCCUAUUAAAAGUUUCUAAAGGGC
Molecule: messenger RNA, 1888 nt
Organism: Nannospalax galili (Upper Galilee mountains blind mole rat)
Lineage: Eukaryota; Metazoa; Chordata; Mammalia; Rodentia; Spalacidae
Gene: Znf784
Product: zinc finger protein 784
Exons: 2
Coding region: 46-1005 (319 amino acids)
Biological process (GO): regulation of transcription by RNA polymerase II
Cellular component (GO): nucleus
Molecular function (GO): RNA polymerase II transcription regulatory region sequence-specific DNA binding; DNA-binding transcription factor activity, RNA polymerase II-specific
Source: RefSeq, a predicted model, not a curated record